Molecule: messenger RNA, 2934 nt
Organism: Antechinus flavipes (yellow-footed antechinus)
Lineage: Eukaryota; Metazoa; Chordata; Mammalia; Dasyuromorphia; Dasyuridae
Gene: TNFSF15
Product: TNF superfamily member 15
Exons: 4
Coding region: 187-948 (253 amino acids)
Biological process (GO): immune response
Cellular component (GO): membrane
Molecular function (GO): tumor necrosis factor receptor binding
Source: RefSeq, a predicted model, not a curated record
GUGUGUGUGUGCGCGCGCGCGUGUGUUCUGUCAAUGGGGAGGAGAAGGGAAAAGGGGAGGAGAAAAAAGGAGGAGGAGUAGGGAGAUUCAUUCAUCCACUUUCACAAGUUGUUGGUAUAUAAUGGGGGUUUCCGGUAUAGGGAGAAGCCAGAAGUUUCAGAGUGAAGGCUGCAACAGGGCAAAGUCAUGCCAAAGGGAAAAAGUCCAGAGCUGGACCCAGAAAGAAGAAUGGGAAUGGUGGAGGAAGGAGGCAAUGAUCACAGGACCAAUCAUAGCACCAGAAGAAACCCAAGGAAAAUGAACCCGGCUGUCACUUUCUGCAUGCUUUUGGUCUUCAUUUUUAUUGUUCUUUUGGUCUAUCUGCUUGUGGAAAACUUCAGAUCUCAACAGGAAAUGUGUGCAAGGGGUCAGGCAAGAGAAUCUGACCGGUUGCAUCAACGAGCAUAUGCACCACCCAGGUCUAAUGCAGAUAAGCCAAGAGCUCACCUGACAGCUAUCCGACAGAAGUCUGUGACUCCCAUCAAGGAUUCGUGGCCGGCUCUUCAGUGGGAACAUAAACUUGGCUCUGCUUUCAUCAAAAAUCAAAUGAACUACACCAACAAGUUCCUGAUUAUUCCAGAGUCAGGAGACUACUUUGUUUACUCACAAGUCACUUUCCGAGGCAGCAUGCCAGAGUGUGGUAAAAUCAACCAGAAGAAUCGAUCUAACAAACCGGAUUACAUUACUCAGGUCAUCACCAGAGUCACUGACAGAUAUCCAGAGCCAACACAGCUUCUAACAGGAACGAAAUCAAUCUGUGAGAUAGGCAGCAACUGGUUUACUCCUAUUUACCUGGGAGCUGUUUUUCCUAUGCAGGAGGGGGAUAAGUUGAUGGUGAACGUCAGUGACAUCUCUCUUGUGGAUUAUACCAAAGAAGAUAAAACAUUCUUUGGAGCUUUCCUGUUAUAAGGACUAAGCAAGCUGUCACUAUAAAAGGAUGCUAUUUUCACUAAAUAUUUCUAAUCCCUAAUUUUAAUCAUUUGUAUGUACUUAAACCCAGAAAAUUCCACAAGAGGGUAGGAGGAAAAAGGGGAGGGAAAUUCCAUUAAGUCAGUAGUUUAGGUGGGAAGUUCUGAGUUGAAAAAGCACUUUAUAAUAUUCUUAGAAUAUGAGAAUUCUAAACAAGCAAGAGAAAGUAUUAUGGAACAUAGAACUUUAAACAUAGAAGCGAUCAUAAGACAUAGAAUGUCUGAACUUGAAGUAACCUUAAGACAUUGAAUGUCAGAAUUUGAAGAAACCUUAGAACACAGAAUUUUAGAGAAACAAGGAAACUUAAAAUGCAGAAUGUCAGAGCUGAAAGGAGCCUUAGACAAUAAAAUGUUAGAACAUAGAAAAUCAUAGGCAGAAAGGACUAUUUUAUAAAUUAUCUAAUCUAAUCCCUUUUUUUUAGUGGGGAAAAUGGGAAAUGACUCAUUUAAAGUCACACAGUUAAUAGAGAAACAGCAUUACUACUUGAAUAGUCCCUGAGCACAGAAGUAGUUUCUAGAGAAGGAAAUAAGAAUGUAUACAGCACCUCUGUGUUUUGGUUACCAUGCAAAUAUGAUCUCAUUUGAUCCUUACAGCAAUCCUGGAAUAGAUGUGCUAUUAUUAUUCCAAUUUUUCAGUUGAGGAAGAAGGCAAACAGAGGUUAAAUCACUUGCCCACCAUCACAUAGCUAGUAAGUGUUGGAGAACAGAUUUGAACUCAGUUUUUCUUGCCUCUUUAACACAGUACUUUAUUUACCAUGUCACCUAACUACCUUCUAAACAAAAGAACAAGAAGAGAGUUCAUUAAGAGGAAUGGUUUUUUGUAUGCUCUAUCUCUGAUCUAAAUCUCUAAAAUAAAUAGGGGUGAACAAAGGUGUUUGAUAUAAAGGAUAAAACACUUGAUUUUAGAGUCAAAUGUAAAAUGAAGAUGUUGGCCUAUAAUGUCCCUUUUAGAGCUAACUUUAUGGUUGAAGAACCUAGGAUCCCUUCAGUUCUCAAUUCUAUGACUCCCCUGAGCUUUAAGAAAAUACUUUUCCUUGAUGUCCUACUAUAGAUUUAUCAUUAGCAAUUCAAAUUAUUUCUUUCAACUCCAUUAUGUAAAUCACCAUGAAUUUUCUCAAAAUUUGGAUUGGAUGACCUGUGGCAAUCACAAAGUUUUCUCAACUGAACUUUGAGAUUUCUUUAAUCUCCACUUACCAUCUUGGUUCCAAAAAUGAAAAAGUAAGAUAAUAUGCAUCAGGAACUCUACCAACAGGGAUUUUUCUCAUGCCAGAGGUAGAAUUUAUGCAAAAUGGCAUUUUCUCAACAUGACAUGCACACACACAUAAUGAUUGAAUCAAACAGUGGACAACUUCAAUCAAAAUUAAGUGCCAUAUAAAGAAACUCCUUCAGAAUACACAAAAGGGUGCUUGCUAUGAUGGAAAAUUAACUUAAGUCUUCAAUGCCAAAAAACAUCAGCUCACUAAAUCCAUACCUUCCACCAGUUCAAAGAGGUAAAGAAACGACAUCUAGACUUGUUACUCAAGAUGGCAACUUGUUUACAUCACUCAAAGAUGGUGGGAACAUUAAAAAUCUUCAGAAAGCUCAAUACAUAAACACCAAUGUUCACAUUGUUCUCAUUCCAGCUAGACAUAAUUAGCCUUCAUUACCUAGGAGUUCAUAGAAGAAGAUUUGUAAUCUUAUAAUCAGAAAAUGUGUGACCAAUCUUCAAACCUGAAAAAAUUCAAAAUGGAAGCUAGAUCUACUUUGGGGCUGGAUUUGGAUUGGUUUCUUUGUUUAAAUUUGUUUAUAUUUAUUUUAUAAUCAUUGUAAAAGAGGACAAAGUUAUAGAGUAAGAGAAAGAGUUUAUAAUCUUCAACAAUUAUGAUUAGGAACCCCGUGACAAUGAAAGAAUUUCCCUUGGAGGAAAGAUUAAAGAGCAGAAUUCAAA